CUCCACCACCUCACCACAUCCCCGUUCACCCUCCCUCACCACCACCACCCUCACCUCCAUCCUCCUCUCCCAAGUCCAUACGUACCCUCUAUUCAUCCUUCGGUCCCAGAGGAGCUUCAAUUCUCCCUUUGUCCUCCCUUGCUUCCCUACGAGACGCGUCCCAUUGUCGCGAUCUGGCUGUCGCCCUCUACUCCUACUAGGGUCGUGUGUUUCCCCGUCAACUCACCCAUCGUGGAUCGCUCCCCCCUUCAGGUUUCUGCUUUCACUCUCCAUCCUUCUUUCUUCCGGACAGGAUAUUAACAUUCGACCAUCCUUCGAAUCGCGCUGCACGUUUCGGACCCUAAUCGGUCCGCUUGACCAUAUCAAGCAACACCCGCUUCCUCCGAACCAUCCUUUUGGAGGCAUGUCUUCAGCUGCCGUGUCAAACCGACAGUUUCAACCAUCUCCACAUGCUCGCGAUCAAUACUACCCGCAACAAGGUCCGAAUGUCGCGACUUCCCCAGCGUCGACGAGAAAAGCCGUGAGGUCCCACCCCGGUAGCAAUGGCUCGUCAACACAUUCUCCUCCGAUAACAUCACAACCUCACCACUCUCCUUCGGGCUCUCACGUUACUGGCGUGACCACUCCCCGUGCGCAACCCGCUCAUCCAUCAUCCAUCACGGCUCCGACCAUGCAGACACCGCCUGGUUCAGCUGGACCGCCGAUCGCGCCUCCUCCUCGUACCUCCUCACACCGCGGCGCAACCACGACGCCGAUGGAUCCGCACGCAGCAACACGUAGAACAGAUGAGCGGUCCGGCUCUUCCCGUCACCAAGCAGCGGCAUCAAGUUCUGCUGCAUCCCCCUCCACACAUGAGCAACGAAGACGCACCCAUCACUCCCCGCGGGAUGCUCCCGCUCAACAACCAGGAAGUUCUAGUGGUAGUCGGUCAAAGCAAAGUCCAGGCCACAGUCGUUCCGAAACGCACGUCGGCGGCACGAACUUACCGCACGAAGACAGCACCAUCAUCAAUCGGGUGGUCACAUCGGAUCCGCAAGAGGACCUGGCUCGCGAACAAGAGCGCAUGCAAGAGGCACGGCCAAUUCCGAAAGCCGAAUCAUCGAAAGCCGGCAAUGCUGCUGAUCCUGCUGAGGGUACCAGCCGCUCGGGUAGGAGCAGGCAAGAUCACUCAAAGUCUGAGCGGCGCAAAGAGACCAAAUUUGGUGAUUAUAUCCUGGGCCAGACGAUCGGCGAGGGCGAGUUUGGAAAGGUCAAGAUGGGCUGGAAACGAGAAGGCGGUGUACAGGUCGCCAUCAAGCUCAUCCGACGCGAAUCGCUCGGAACAAACCCCAGCCGACUACCCAAAAUCCACCGGGAAAUCGCCAUUCUUGGACAAUUACAACAUCCAAACAUCGUGCGAUUACACGAGAUGGUGGAGACCGAACGACACAUUGGCAUCAUCUUGGAGUACGCCUCUGGCGGCGAGUUGUUCGACUACAUUCUAAACCACCGAUACCUGAAAGACAACGCGGCGCGGCGGCUCUUCGCACAAUUGGUGUCCGGAGUGGGCUACCUGCACAAGAAAGGGAUCAUCCACCGCGAUCUCAAGCUGGAGAAUCUACUGCUAGACCGCAAUCGGAACAUCAUCAUCACCGAUUUUGGCUUUGCCAACACCUUCAACCCACACGAUGAGCUUGACGACGAGAUCGAGCUGAAUCUAGGUAACCGCGACUUCGUGAAACGAGCCGGACUGGACAACCUGGGACCGGACGGACACAGACGAGGCGAUCUCAUGCAGACCAGCUGCGGUAGCCCGUGUUAUGCAGCUCCUGAACUGGUGGUGAGCGAUUCGUUGUACACUGGUCGCAAGGUCGAUGUGUGGAGUUGCGGCGUUAUUUUGUACGCGAUGUUGGCCGGGUACCUGCCCUUCGACGACGACCCCGCUAAUCCCGAUGGUGACAAUAUCAACCUCCUCUACAAAUACAUUGUUUCCACGCCAUUGACGUUCCCCGAAUAUGUCACCCCUCAUGCUCGCGAUCUGCUCAAGCGCAUUCUCGUCCCUGACCCACGCAAGCGAGCCGAUUUGUUCGAGGUUGCGAGACACAGUUGGCUGAGUGAGUACUCCCAUGUCGUUGGUUUCAUCACCAGUAGUACGACCACAACCAACGAUAUUGCCAAUACCACUGUCCCGGCCCAAGAUAACUACGAGACGCCAUCACUCGCUCGCAGUGCCUCCGUACGUGAGCCGACGAAACCCCAUGCUCCUGUCUCUCCAGUCGGUGGUCUUGCUUCGAAACAAGGCACGAUCGACCAGACCGAGCCGGACGAGCGGACGAAGCAGAGAGACGCCAAGCGACGGACGGUGCAGGUUGAGUAUGUCGCGCCGAGUUCCUCGACUCAACGUGGCGAUGGCGCGCAGCCGACAACAACCCUUCCGGCCCGAACACGCACUCAUAACCAGGGGUUUGUCGAAGCCGAACGUAUUGAUCCAGCGCGAUCCUCCGCGAUGCCAGACCGAAAGUCAGAGCGAUCUGCUCGUCCUCCUCAGCGAGCUACGUCAGAUUCCCGUGCGCUCGACAAUUUCGCAUCAACUUCGGCGACCCGUCCAUCUACUGGUGGCUCUAUAAGCGGUGCACGACUCCCUUCCCGGGGAAACUCAUAUGGUCUGCCAUCAGAAGCCACCGUCGCGCAAACCAACGUCACUGGUCAUUUCUCGCAACCUCCACGUGGUAAACAAUACAGCAUGUCCGGUCCUCCGCCGAUGGAGGAGAUAUCCAUCGGCCGUCCCAGCACUCAGCGACGCCCCUCGAACUACGACCAGCUGGAGCAGAAACAACUAGCCCCUCACCGUGGCCACAAGCGGUCCAGCACCCUUAGUGGUAUGACCGAUAGGCUCUUCGGCCGCAGCGGCUCCAUCUUCGGUGGCGCUCGCCCUUCCCACGAUGUGAAUCGGGAGAAAAAGAGCUACCCACCCACGAGCAUGCCGCAAUCGGUCGCGAACGACGAGCGGGGUCCGCCUCGUAAAAGUACGGAGAGCCGUCGCACCAGCUUCGCCUUCCACCGCAACACCAGCAACCAGGACACCUCCGCACCCGCCUCAUCCACUAAAGGCGCCCGCCGCUUCUCCUCCCUCUUCUCCUCCUCCAAUCUCAUGGGCAAGCUCGGCGGCACCGCCUCCAAAGACCACCCCCUCCCCCCCGGCUCCUCCCAAUCCUCCGACCCCCGCAUCGCCGGCCCCCCCCGCCGCGCCUCCCGCC
Messenger RNA from Eremomyces bilateralis CBS 781.70, 3236 nucleotides. RefSeq names its product Pkinase-domain-containing protein. Gene Ontology annotation, cellular component: cytoplasm. The transcript has 3 exons. The annotation marks the transcript as partial. The record is from RefSeq and is a predicted model, not a curated record. Gene Ontology annotation, molecular function: tau-protein kinase activity; protein serine/threonine kinase activity; ATP binding. Gene Ontology annotation, biological process: microtubule cytoskeleton organization; intracellular signal transduction; protein phosphorylation. NCBI's taxonomy places the organism in Eukaryota, Fungi, Ascomycota, Dothideomycetes, Eremomycetales, Eremomycetaceae.